Messenger RNA from Arachis stenosperma, 1223 nucleotides. Its product is annotated as stromal cell-derived factor 2-like protein. The transcript is spliced from 6 exons. The coding region runs from base 260 to 928 and encodes 222 amino acids. The record is from RefSeq and is a predicted model, not a curated record. Lineage: Eukaryota; Viridiplantae; Streptophyta; Magnoliopsida; Fabales; Fabaceae.
UUAGUUAGUGACUUGGUGUCUGUAAGUCGUUCGUAAAAGAAAGCAAAUCUAACGUGGAGAGUCUUCGAACCCCAGUUUCCGGUAACAGCUUUGAACCGUGGCUUCCUCAGGGACCGUGUCUCGCAGAAAACCACCUUCUUCUUCUUCUUCUUCCCAAACACCCGGGUCGACCCGAAUCGUGUAUAGAGAACCGGGUAGGCAUUCGGAGUCCGAAUUGCCGAUCUGGCAGCGGAACUGGUUCAUAGCUUUGCUGUUCCUCAUGGCUUUGGGAUUCUUCGGCCUCGCUCUCUUCCUCUUCCUUACCCUCGAUUCUGACAUCGGUGCUUCUCCAUCCGCUUCAGCCUCCGCCUCUGCUGCCUCCUCGGAAGGCGUCGAGGUGCACAUCACUUAUGGGUCGGUUAUAAAGCUUAUGCACGAGAAGACCAAGUUUCGUUUGCAUUCCCAUGAUGUUCCGUACGGUUCUGGCAGUGGACAACAAUCGGUUACUGGUUUUCCCAAUGUUGAUGAUUCCAAUAGUUACUGGAUUGUUAGACCUGAGCCAGGAACUUCUGCUAAACAAGGUGACACCAUUAAAAGUGGUACAAUCAUUAGAUUGCAGCACAUGAGGACCAGGAAGUGGCUGCACAGCCAUUUGCAUGCUUCCCCAAUAUCAGGCAAUCUCGAGGUGAGUUGCUUUGGAGGAGAGUCUGAGUCUGACACUGGGGACUAUUGGAGGCUUUUUAUAGAAGGAAGUGGGAAGACAUGGAAACAAGAUCAGAGGAUCAGGCUUCAGCAUGUGGACACCGGAGGCUAUCUACAUAGUCAUGAUAAGAAAUACUCGCGGAUUGCUGGAGGGCAGCAAGAGGUUUGUGGUUUACGUGAAAAACGUGCAGACAAUGUCUGGUUGGCAGCUGAAGGCGUCUACCUUCCUGUUACUGAAAGCAAAUGAAGUUGAUUACAUUGAUGCUAUGUCGAACAGCACCAUGGACUGCUGAAAUUUUAGCUUCCAGCAUUGGUUCAGAUGUUAGAUAGAUGUAGGGAAUAGGCUGUCUAUUGAAUCGAAACAUGAGGGGGGUGAAGUGAACGAUUUUAGGAUGAUAUGACCAUAUGAUAGUAAUACUUUGUCAUUGGUUCACUUGUUAUGAAAUGUCCUAAGAGAACGGCAAAUUGACAGCAAUUACUUUAAUUUUCAAGUGAGUUUACAAUUUUACUGAUCAAAUGAAACAUUUGCUUGAACUGUUGAA